CCACUCCAUCAUCAUCAACAAGCAAAGCAAUCAAUAACUCCAUUCGCUAAUAGAUCCGUAAUUGUCACCCCCAUCCAACACCACCUCAAUCAACCAAAACCCCCCUGGGUCCAUUAGAGGUAGUGGAUACAUGACAUCCGUGCCUCUCCCUCCCAUGUCCGAAGACCUGGGGUUCCCCUUAUCAACUCAUUGAAGAUGAAUCCUCACAUCUCCGUCCCCCGCCAACAUGCCAGCCCGGCCAGCUUCGGCGGCACCACCCCAGCAAGCCGCGGGUCUAGUAUCCGCAUGCCGCGAUUCUUCAAGAGGUUGUUCAAGUUCCCGCAAAUGGACUUUGAGAUGGCCAUCUGGGAAAUGACAUCUUUGUUGAUUGCGCCAAAGAAGGUCUUCAAGUCAAUCUAUUACCAUGUGAAAACGAAAAACACCUGGCACCGUCCGGAUCCCUCGUUCACCUACCUCCUCUCUUUCUUCCUCCUGCUCACCGCCCUCGCCUGGGGACUCGCGUAUGCGCCCUCCUUCGGCGCCAUUGUCCGGCUCUCACUACUCUUUAUCUUCGUUCACUUCAUCGGCUCGUCCUUGCUGGUCUCGACAGUCGGAUACUUUGCGAUCCCACGGUUGUUCGGGCCCGAUGGCGCAGCCGCAUCGCUGACGGGAUUCCGCGGCGGUCGUGGACGGAGACGCGGCGCAGCGCAAGGCCUGUUCACGCAGCCGGGAGAGAAGGACCAGCUUGAGUUUGGAUACUGCUUUGAUGUAUCGAAUCGGGCCUUCUUCCCUCUGUAUCUGCAUCUCUACGUGGUCCAGUUCCUGCUCCUCCCGCUGCUCCAGCGCAGCCCGAGCAACUUCCUGGCCACCUUCCUGGGGAACACCCUUUACCUGUCGGCCAUAACUUACUACACCUACAUCACAUUUCUCGGAUACAAUGCGCUUCCAUUCCUCCACAACACGGAGCUUCUGCUGCUCCCCAUCCUGGCAUUUGCGGUGCUGUGGCUGGUGAGCCUGAUUGCGGGAUGGGGGAUAGUGGCGCAAGGCCGGGGAGUGGAAGGACUGUUCUGGGGCGCAUGAUUGUCACCGCACAUGUCAUGCUACACACAUCUUCUACACGUUCUUGUGCAAGUAGUUUGUCGUUUCCGUUUCGGCGCCGGUGUAUAUGGUGAUCUUUGGUCUAUUUUAUGUCUGUUCUGUCCGUUCAGGAAAUGGGUCCGGGAGCAUAAUGAUUGCAUAGGUUUGUUCUGGUGGUCUCUGUUAUACUUUGCCCAUAUGAGGGCAGGCAAAAGACAUAUGAUUCAUACUGUACAGCAUAGCUGGGUUAUAUAGCGUCUAUCAUAGACUCAUAUCUGCUA
Molecule: messenger RNA, 1337 nt
Organism: Aspergillus welwitschiae
Lineage: Eukaryota; Fungi; Ascomycota; Eurotiomycetes; Eurotiales; Aspergillaceae
Product: unc-50 family protein
Exons: 4
Coding region: 196-1059 (287 amino acids)
Cellular component (GO): Golgi membrane
Source: RefSeq, a predicted model, not a curated record